This is a messenger RNA of Amphiprion ocellaris (clown anemonefish), 1146 nucleotides long. Its product is annotated as apolipoprotein A-IV-like. Gene Ontology annotation, molecular function: phosphatidylcholine-sterol O-acyltransferase activator activity; cholesterol binding; phospholipid binding. Gene Ontology annotation, cellular component: high-density lipoprotein particle; chylomicron; extracellular region. The coding region runs from base 101 to 868 and encodes 255 amino acids. The record is from RefSeq and is a predicted model, not a curated record. Gene Ontology annotation, biological process: reverse cholesterol transport; lipoprotein metabolic process; cholesterol efflux. NCBI's taxonomy places the organism in Eukaryota, Metazoa, Chordata, Actinopteri, Pomacentridae. The transcript is spliced from 4 exons.
AUCUGACUUCAGUAUAUAUACACGGAAGCACUAGUCGGACACACUCACAAACACACUAAGCUCUGAGAGAUACACAAGCCCAAAGCAGCAAGUCACAGUCAUGAAGGUAUUUGUGGUGCUGGCUGUUGCAGUGCUCUCUAGCUGCCAUGCCAACCUCUUUUAUGCUGAUGCACCUAAGCCACAGCUAGAAGUGUUGAGUGAUGUUUUUUGGGACUACAUCGCUAAGGCCACACAGACAGCUGACGACACCCUCCAGAUGAUCAGGAAAUCACCGAUUGGUCAGGAAGUCAAUGCACGUCUAACAGAGAGUGCCGAUAUAGCCAGCAAGUAUGCAGUCACCCUGCAGAAGCAGCUUCCCCCUGCAGCCCAUGACCUGAUGACCAAGAUCACCACAGAGGCCGACUUGUUGAAAAAUGCGCUGACCCAGGAACUGAGCUCUGUCAGGGACAAGCUGGAACCCUACACUGAGGACAUGAAGACCCAGAUCCAGCAGAGAGUGGAGCAGCUGAAACAGGAUCUCGCCCCCUAUGCAGAUACUCUGGACUCAGAGGCCCUUAGGACCACCCUGAUGCAGAAGAGCGAGGAGCUGAAGACCAACCUGGAGAAAAGUGUGAAAGACCUGCAGGCACAGCUGGGGCCCUACACUGAUGACCUGAAGCAGAAGGUGGACCAGCACCUCCAGGACUUCCAAAAAAGUGUGGUCACCAUGACCGAGAAGGUCCAUGUGGAGGUGAGCCAGAGAGCCAAUUUGGUGAAACAAAUGGUGGCCCCCUACGCUGAAGACCUGAAGGAAAAGCUGGACCCCUACGCCCAGGACCUACAGGCACAGCUCAUGUCCCUCUACCAGUCCUUUGUCAACGGCAACUAAGUCAACCUUCACACCUGCUAUAUCAUCAGUCUAGAUCCUGGCCAUGUUGGUCUACCUCUGUUUGAAGCAUGAAAUGUAAUAAUUUAAAUAUCUGCCUUGUACUGUAAACCAAAUUAAACUGUGUAUAUCAGCAACAUAAUAUUUAUUGUGAAGCGCAAACAUCGCAAAGCAAACCUCUGCACUUGUAAAGCAUGUAUAUACUUGGUUUUUAUUUUGUGUUGUGAAGUAAGUAUUCUGUAAGUUAUCGAAAAUAAAUAGAUGAAUUUGAAGAAUAUAAA